AUGUCGUGGCCCCCCGCGCCUCUGGCUGGCCCGGCGAGCGUGGCCCCACAGGCCGUCUUCCAGAACCACGACUGCGUCGGGCUCGCGUCGCCCAUCCUCGACUGGGACCGGCUGCGCGAGGGACUCCGCACGGACUGCGGCCACACGCGCCAGACGCGGACGCUGAGAUGCGCCGCGCGGAUCAGCGGCUGGGAGGCGCACGUCGUGCCCUUCCUGCGGUUGCACCAGCCCGAUGGUGGCGGUCUCGGCGCCGAGAGGGCGGAGUCCACGGCGCCCUCGUUCGAGGCCUUCGACCGCGUGGAGCCGGCGGCGAGGGCCGAGUGCCCCCUCGGAGUGACCACCCUCAACAUUGCCAGGACCCUGCUGUGCGCCCGCUCGAGAGACCUGGACUGUUACCUGCUUCACACGCGGAAGGUGUCCGCGGAUCUCUACAACACACCGCUCACGGUGAUGAUGGGCACGGAUUGGCCCAUGUUCGCGUUGCUCAACUCGUACAGUUGGGUGUGGCCAGGGGCUCCGCCUGGCCAAGACUACGACUGCAUCCGCAGCAAUCGUUCCACGAUCAAUUGGCCAGCGUUGCUGAAUAUUUUCGCGGAGGACCCUAUGAGUGCCUACGGCACUGUGUCGGACGUAUUUGAUACCAAUUUGGCUUUCCACCUCAACGUUGGCAGCCGCGAGUGCCUUUACGGGGUCUACAUCAUGAACAUCGUGAAGACAAUGUGGGCAGCCGACACGGAGUCCUCGUCCUACCAGACGUACUCUCCCUAUAUGGGCUACGUCCUCUACGAGAGCCUGCACCUGCUCGGGGCGGCCCGCUGGCCCCUCUUUGCGCUGAUCCACCACUUCACUUCGAUCCGGCGGCACGGGUUCCGCAUCGACUUCUCGGGUGAGCACCUGGAGCUGGUCGGCUUCGCGGGGGCGAACCGCGGCGGGCCCGGGCGCCUGGCCGGCGCGGCGCGCGCGUUUCGGGCAGCGUUGGGCAGGGCCAGGCACGGUCUGCGGCUCGUCUACGUCACGAUGGUGUACGGCCACAUGAGCCGACUGCGCACCAUUGGCGUCGGAAAUCUCGUCAUGGCUACACUAGAUGGGGAGGCAUUUUCUCGGUGUGCCGAGUUCUUCUAUCGAGAUCAGUGCGUCAAUGGAUCAGUCUCCGUGCUGAACAAGUACACGUUCUUGCUUGUUGCGUUGCAGUUGGGCAUCGAUGUGAUGUGGUUGGAUUUCGAUAUAUUUAUCGUUCGUGACCCUGGACCCGCGCUUGCGAUGGCUACUGAAGGUUAUGAUUUGUUGAUGGGGUACGAUUACACAUCAGAUUGUCUGUGCAAUGGGUUCUUCUAUUUGCGCGCACGCCCCGUUGUUCACACUUGGCUGCACGAAAUGGUAAGAUGGCUGUACGAUCACCCGUAUGAGCACGACCAGCGAGCAAUUGCAGCUUUUUUGAAUUAUACGGAGCGUAUAUCGGCUGCCCCUGAGGAUUUCCCAGACGUUCCCCGGUGGCACGUGCUCGACGUAGAUAACUCCUUUAUCAAUUUUGGGUCCUGGGAGGGCCACUACGAGGACCUUGUCCUUGUGCAUUUUGUCGAUGGCAGCGCGUUCAGCCUUUACGGCCGGCCCACUUGGGACCCGUCCAUCCCGAGAUCGAAGCUCGAGUGGGUCAAGGAUCGCCACGACGGGCCUGGCGUCGCCAGCGACGAGCCGCUGUCCCCGCUGCAGGCCUUCUACGCCUCCGCCGCAGUCGCGGCCGGGCCCGAGGAGAUCUGGCGGGCGGGGCCGGAGCUCCGCGGGCUGCUGGACGCGCAGGUGCGGCCGCGGCCGGCCUCGAGGCAGCGCUGCGGGAUCAUGCCGGACAUCUCUGGAGGCCCUGGCGUUGCCGGUUGCCACCGCGAUGGUUUGCGCUUCACGUGGGCUUGCCGCGUGCUGGUGCCGGUUGGCACCGUCAAGCGGACGAAGAAAGAAUAUGACAUGUACUUGAAAGAGGAGGUUGCUCAACGUGCCAAAAUCGACACGAUGAAGGCGGAGGGCGCAGACGACGCCGACGUGAAAAAGCAGAUAGAGGCCCUGUUGGGACGUCGCCACCCAGGACACGCGCCAGCGCCUCCAGAAGUACCGCGAGGAGCUGCAGGCCUUCAUCGCCGAGCACUACCCGGACGUGGUCGACGAGGAGUCCGCGGACGCCACGAAGAUGCAGGUCCUCGAGAGCCGGAAGCUGGUCGCGGAGGUGGCGAGCUCGUUAGGGGUAUGGGGGGCGGCCCAGAGGACGCGGGCGGUGCGGCCGGCGGCGACGCCAGCGGCACGGGCGGCACGGGCGACGAGUUCUGA
Molecule: messenger RNA, 2316 nt
Organism: Prorocentrum cordatum
Lineage: Eukaryota; Dinophyceae; Prorocentrales; Prorocentraceae
Source: the annotation of a GenBank genome assembly